UGAAGCUGAUUUGAUUCUCAAAAUUAAAAAAAUUAAAAAUCCUCACUUUAAAAACGCUGCUCUCUGUCAAGCUACUGAAUGGUAAUCAAGAGCUCGUAAAUCACUGCAAGGGAAAGAAGUGUUGCUGUGAAUUGGAUUGAUUAUGGGUGAAGAAGAAACAAAGACUGAAGUUGAGCCAGUGGCUAAUGGGACUUCACUUCCAGAGAAAUCUGGUGAAACUGUAGGUGAGAAAACAGAGGUAGAAAAUAAUGGGGUAAAGGAAAUGGAAGAAGAUAAGAAAGAUGAUGUGAAAGUUGAGAAUGAGAAGAUGGAUGAAGACCAACGGGUCAAGGAAGACAACAAAAGCAAAGAGGAACUGGAAAAAGAAGAAAAGGAGGAAUCCAAAACUGAAGCAAUGGAAGAAGAAACCGAUCCAAAGGAAAGUGACAAGAAAGUUGAAAAGGAGGAAAACAAAGAUGAGGUGGAGGAGAAAGUGGAUGGGUUGACAGAAGAAGAGGAGGAAGAAGAAGAGAAGGCUGAAGAGAGCAAGGAGGAAAAAGGUUCAAAGAAGCGUGGGAAAGUUCAAAAGACUGGGGAGAAAGUUAAAAGGAAGACAAAAAAGGUGGAGGAGAAGAAAGAGCCAGAGCAAAGAACUCCUCUUACUGAUCGCCCUGUGCGUGAGCGGAAAUCUGUUGAAAGACUGGUUGCAUCUAUUGACAAAGAUUCUUCUAGGGAAUUCCGAAUUGAAAAGGGCCAUGGUACUCCACUUAAAGAUAUUCCUAAUGUGGCAUUCAAGUUGUCUAGAAGGAAGACUGAUGAUUCUUUCAGACUGCUUCAUACUGUUCUCUUUGGAAGGAGGGGGAAGGCAGUUCAGAUUAAGAGUAAUAUUUCCAGAUUUUCUGGUUUUGUGUGGCAUGAAAAUGAGGAAAAGCAAAAAAAUAAAGUAAAAGAAAAGUUUGAAAAGUUUAAUAAAGAGAAGUUAUUGGAGUUUUGUGAUGUUCUUGAUGUACCAAUUACAAAGACUACUACAAGGAAGGAAGAUCUGGUUGCAAAGCUGAUGGACUUUUUAGAAGCCCCUCAUGCUACAACUACUGUUCUACUUGCUGAAAAAGAAAAGUCAAGUAUGGGUAAAAAGCGCAAAAGGGUUACCAAGUCUGGGACCACAUCAAAGCGAUCAACAAAGAGUCGAAGAAAGAGUGAGGAUACACCAAAAUCAGGAAAGACGAGUACACCUGAUUCGGAGGAUGAGUCUGAAGAAGAAGAAAAGGAAGAGGAAGAGGAACAGAAUGAAGAAGAGGAAAAUGAAAAUGGCAUUGCAGAAAAAUCUGAGGACGAGAUACCUGAGGAUUCUGAAAGUGAGGAGAAAAAUGAAUCUGAACAUGAAUCUGAAGAGGAUGCAGGAAAGAAAAAAAAGAGUACAAGGGUAUCAUCCAGAAAGAAGGAAUCUGUCGUAAAAUCUAAAACUAAGAAAGUCACAGUUCCCAAAAGGUCUACACCUCAGAAAAGAACUCCAAAAACAUCAUCAUCUAAAAAUUCAAAGGCUAAUGAUGAUAGUAAAAAAAGUCCAAAAGUGUCUUCAGGGAAGAAACCAGAGAAGGUCAUUACGGAAAAAUCCUAUACACCAAAGAAAUCUGCCUCCAAGGAGAAAACCAGCAAAAAGGUUGUAAAGGGAAAGGACAAAGCUAGGGAGGAGAAAUUAAAGCCAAGUGAUUACGAACUAAGGACUACAAUUUGUGAGAUUCUUAAGGAAGUGGACUUUAAUACGGCUACAUUCACUGACAUUCUGAAGCUACUUGCUCAACAAUACGAUACCGACCUCACCCCAAGAAAGUCAUCUAUAAAGUUCAUGAUUCAGGAAGAGCUUACCAAGCUAGCUGAUGAAGCAGAUGAUGAAGAUGGAGAAGGGGAUGCUGAGAAAGAUGAAACCCAGUCCGCUGGUCAAGGGGUUGAGGCCUGACCGACAAGAUGAAAAAUAACUUAAAUGGAAAUAGUGCAGUUGUUUAUGUCUUGUGCCAAUAUGUACUUUUAGUUGUUACUUAGAAGGUAAGCUUGUAAUCUAUUGUUAGUUUCUUUAACUCUUUUUGUUGAGCAAAUUAGCAUUUAUCAAAUACUAGAGGAGCUGCCCACCUGUGCUGCAGGGUUGCAGCUUGAUAUGUACACUAUUAACAUAAUCUGUAGGAAUUUUCCUAUCUGAAAACUGAGUAUUUUGAAUUACAGAACUCUUUUUUUUUUUUUUUCCCUCUGUAAUGUAAACCCUGGUGGCAUACUUGAUCACUGAGGUGUGCUUUUGCUCAUGUUACUUUUUCACUGAAUGAUUUUUUUAAAAUUUUUUAUUUUAUUUUUUAUGUUUCUUUGAUCCAUUUGGAUCCAGUACUGCACAUUGAACAUUUGAACUGACAGUAGCUUGUGCUAUCAUCCUUGCAUUCUGUGCAAUAAUAACAUGAAUUUCUGGAAAGUUGGUCCAUUGGA
Messenger RNA from Durio zibethinus, 2448 nucleotides. RefSeq names its product DEK domain-containing chromatin-associated protein 4-like. Gene Ontology annotation, molecular function: histone binding; DNA binding. The record is from RefSeq and is a predicted model, not a curated record. Gene Ontology annotation, cellular component: nucleus. Lineage: Eukaryota; Viridiplantae; Streptophyta; Magnoliopsida; Malvales; Malvaceae. Gene Ontology annotation, biological process: regulation of double-strand break repair; chromatin organization.